Molecule: messenger RNA, 870 nt
Organism: Camellia sinensis
Lineage: Eukaryota; Viridiplantae; Streptophyta; Magnoliopsida; Ericales; Theaceae
Product: ubiquitin-conjugating enzyme E2 28
Source: RefSeq, a predicted model, not a curated record
CUCUCCUCAGCUGGAGAGAAGCUGGAUAUUUUUUUUAUAUUUUUUCUGGAAUCUACAACUACUUCCAUCAGUUUUUUUCUUUCCUCUCUCAUCCCACCACCACCAAUUCCUCCAUUAAUAAAUACACAAGCUAGCACUUGUGUUUGGCAGGUGUUCAUACACUGCUUCUCUUCGAUACUCAUCCCCUCUAUUGGAUCUCUGUCUCUCUCUCUCUCACACACACACACACACACACACAAAUCACUCUAAUGGCUUCAAGGAGAAUCUUGAAGGAGCUAAAGGACUUGCAGAGAGACCCACCAACUUCUUGCAGUGCAGGUCCAGUGGCCGAGGACAUGUUCCACUGGCAAGCAACCAUCCUCGGCCCAAACGAUAGCCCUUACGCCGGUGGUGUGUUCGUGGUGACUAUCCAUUUCCCGCCUGAUUAUCCCUUCAAACCUCCAAAGGUAGCAUUCAGGACCAAAGUUUUCCACCCAAAUAUAAACAGUAAUGGCAAUAUUUGCUUGGACAUACUCAAGGAACAAUGGAGUCCUGCUCUUACCAUAUCCAAGGUUUUACUGUCGAUAUGUUCAUUAUUGACGGACCCAAACCCAGAUGAUCCACUGGUUCCAGAGAUAGCUCACAUGUGCAAAACUGACAAAGCUAAGUAUGAGUCCGCUGCUAGAAGCUGGACCCACAAGUAUGCCAUGGGUUGACCCGACCCGACCCAUGUUUGCUGUUGCCCCCCCCAAAAAAAAUCACCUUUUUUUUUGGUUUUUUAUUUUAUAUUUUAUAUAAUAAAACAAAGUCUCAUAAAAGGCUGUACCUUUGUAAUUUGAGCAUCUAUUUACCUAGAAUAAAGUGUUGCCCAAUGUAUUAAUCUGCUACAAA